This is a messenger RNA of Cynoglossus semilaevis (tongue sole), 2175 nucleotides long. It is a transcript of the gene rgs9bp, whose product is annotated as regulator of G protein signaling 9 binding protein. Bases 658 to 1437 code for a protein of 259 amino acids. The record is from RefSeq and is a predicted model, not a curated record. NCBI's taxonomy places the organism in Eukaryota, Metazoa, Chordata, Actinopteri, Pleuronectiformes, Cynoglossidae. The transcript is spliced from 3 exons.
ACCAUUUUCUACGUGCUCUAUAGAAACAUCACGCAAGGGAAUUCUCGGCGAAUUCAGGCUGAAGCUUUCAUCUGACCGGUCAAAUCAGGUCAUCCAUUAACGUGGAGCCCGAGGGGAGAGUGAUCCACAAAAGAUACCGAGACAAAGACACUUUCACGUAUCUUGGUUUUCGGUCGGUGAAAAUUAGGGUUUUCUAAAUGUCUUGUUUACGCCGGUAUUUGUCGUACAGCAUCUCUGAGCAGAACGAGUAUCCAGGAGUGGAGUUUUCCCUCCUCGCGGUCAGUGAAAGCACCGUCACAGGGGACGACAGCAGCGGCUUCUCAGUCUAUCUGCCCUCGGUGGCACUUAAUGAGAUUAGCUCUUCAUCCCUGUCUGCCUGAAAGCGGAGGGGUCAGUCUGUGGAUUAGCAUCUUGUUCAAGUCUUUCGUUACUUAAUUUUUUUUUUUAAACAUUUGCUUUUGACCUUGAUCCUGUUUUGUUUUUUUUUGAGGUUUCCUUUUCUAAAGACUAAAGACAAAAUGUUUUAGCUGCAGUUCAGUUUCAGGAGAGGACUGUACUUCAUGGCUGAAUUGCGGACUGAAUGAAGCGUCUUCGACCAGAUUGAAAAGUGAAAAGGAGCAGCCGACCAACAUCUGAGACUCUGCGCUAGUCUUCCUCAUGCCACUUGUAAAAAACAAAGUGGGAGAUGAUUGUACGCUCGGUAAAGACGAGGCUUUGGCUGAUGGAGAGGCUUUGGUGGAGUCUUUGAUAAAGGUGGUGGCGUGUUAUAGACACUUGGCGUCAUGCGUUGGUGGGUGUACGGACAGCCUGCAGCUGCGGGACGAACUGCGACAAACAAGAGAGAAGGCCCAAAAGUUGUCCGUCUCCAUCUGCCAGCACCUGACUUUACAUCUGCGAGACAAGAGCCUCCCUGAGGAGCAACGUAAGGAGAUGGAGCUCCUCUGGGUGGCGUUCUCCUCCAGCCUGGAGCUCUUCCAUGUCGACAUGUGCAAAGUUUUCAGAAUGAGCGCCAUCUUCUCACUGGAUGGUGAAAGUAAACUGGUGCAAAAUGGCUUCCAAGGGGGAGGUAGCGAGGUAGCAGCUCGUGCACUCAGUCUGCCAGACCUAAACCAGGCUGAGAGUCAAGUCCCAGCAGCCGGCCUGGAGAUCCAGGAGCAAGGCAUCAUGGAGCAGGAGAUCUGUCGCAUUGACCGCAUGAUCGAGGACAUGGAGAAGAAGGUUAACGUGCUACGCUGGAUGGUGGAACCUCACGGGCCGCAGUACCCAGACCCGGUGAGCAGUCCUGACAGUGCCUCUCUGGCUCUGCUCUCGGUGGAUGAGGAGCAGCCGGGAAACCAAUCACCGUGCACACGCCGUCAAGUUCUUGUGCUGUUCCUGCUGUUCGCCGUUGUUUUGUUAGCAACCGCCUUAUCAGCCAGCAUUGUCUUCUUUUCAUGAUCAAAACCUCCACAUGUUUCUGUAGUUUUUGUUUGCAUUAACGCGCACGGAUAAUAUCAGCAAAACUGACUACAUUGCAAGAUUUUUUAAACUAUAUUUUAAACAGUAAUUACAAAAUGCAUGUUUCCCCAUCAAUUCCAAGCAGGACAUUCUCCUCGUGAACAGAAGACCUUUAUUUUUUCCCUAAAAUUUCAAGCCAUGCUAUCUGUUGCUUUUGAAUUAAGAAUUGUUGUUCUCUGUGACCAAGCUAGGUUUCCCCACGCCACUGCUUUUCAGAGUAUUACCUUCGAUAUAACUCCGUGUCGCCCCCUUUUUACAGAUAUGCACUUACAUGGCAGAGAACCAGAGUAAAUUUUUUAAAAAAUAUGUCUGCAAAAGGUUUGUUCAUUUAACAAAAAAAUGUAUCAUUUUCUAAAAUUUAAAAGCAAUAAACUAAUUACAAACACCAAUGUGUGCUAUCUUGUUGCAUCAUGAUAAUUUUGAUAUUUCAUUUUAUCAUGAUUAUGAUAAAAUAAAUGAAUAUUCUUUUCAUUUUUAAAGUAUCCCCUGAUUUGAGAAGGCCUUUUUUAUUAGCUGCUAAUUAGUUUAACAGUGCUAAUUAGUUUAAUUUAUUAAUGCACACUUACACCUGUGUAAUUUAUAAUAUCCGUAUUUUUAAGAAUGAAUGCCGUGGUUUUACAGUUAUAUCACUCACAAGGACUAAAUUCCUAAGAAUUAUCCUGGGUGCCAUUUUAUUUA